AGCUAGAGCCUCACUUUCAUAUCUUGGGUUUAUCUAUCUUCAGCCAUACUUGCGACUUUUAGUGACUUUUAGACAUAGAAAUAUUUGCUGGGCGAACUAUUCUGUAGGCGGCUCACCAUCCGACGAUAUUGAAGCAUUUCGCAUGUAACCUCGUGAGGGUACCACGGUGUGAGGGACGACAAGGCACCCGAUUAGGCAACUCAAUUUGCAUUUUCAGAACAUCGACCACGGACCCCCGAGAACGUCAAAUCCGGAAGACAUUACGAUGAGGGAGCUCUUAGGUUCGAUUUUUGUCGGGUUGGCGGCGCUGACGAUCUUGGCUCCCGCCGCAAUAGCUACUGGCGACGAAGGAUAUCAAAUUCAUCAAUGGGGAAAGGAUUAUGAUCUCUUCCGUCAUCCUAAACGCGACGCUUCCUGCCAACAAUCAAAUUAUUAUCUAUGUUCGGCAUCAGUCAAUGGCGGGUGUUGCCCUGAGGGCUAUGCUUGCGCCGUAUCAUCAUGUUAUGCUACAACGGGAGGACCAACAUCGGCGUGCGGACGGGACGGGUAUUAUAAUUGCCCAUUAAAUGACGGUCCGGGGGGUUGCUGCCCUACAGGUUAUAUAUGCAACAAAUCCGGCUGCCAGCCCCCGGCUGGAUCGACAGUAUCGCAAACCUGCCAAGCAUCAUUUUUUGCUUGCACGUCAUCUCCGUACGGGUGCUGUCCGAACGGAAUGACAUGCGGAAGUUACACUUGCUAUGGCCCUCCCAAGACAUACGCCGUCAGCGAUACGGUGACGACCACUAAUUCAAGAGGAGACACAAUCACGACGGUCGUUACGAGCACAACAGUCCUCACCCCAGGAACGUCGGCCACAUCCGCCGCCACUGCUGCAAAUGUACCAAAAUUGGUUGCCAGCACCGUCUCAAAACUGCCAUCUAUUGAGACCGGUACUAGUAGUGGCGGUGGAGGCGGUCUUAGUUCGUCGCAGAUAGGGGGCAUAAUAGGAGGUGCUGUCGCUUUACUGGUUGUCAUUGUCGCAAUUGCAGCACUCGUCAUUUGGCAGCUCAAGCGCACAGAAAAAGCCACCAAAGCAGCUGCCGGAUCCAGACUUGAGUCUUCUAGCGAUCAACCUCGCUCGCAGAAAUCGGGCUUCGAGCAGACUACGAUCUCAGAGGUCGACGGGAUGGAUGCAGACUCCGUCGCUCGAGCCCGAAACGCGCAUUUCCGGUCCUUAUCUGAUGACUCUACCGUCGGUGGACGGUCACAAUCUCAAACACCUAACCUCUGGGGUUCUAACGCAUCAUCAACGCCUCCCGCUUGGCAAGGAGACUUUUCUCGAUUUUCUCCUCCCAACCCUCCCGAUAACCAUGAUAACGGGAUGUACCCACAAAGAGUCAGCGUCGAUUCACAAGGGACGCAUACACACGCACGACAAGUUAGCAAUACCAGCGAACUCGACGGUAGCGCCAACAGCAUCUCGGAGCUAGGCGCUAACGACGACGACCCGGGACGACGGCGGUCCAACAGUAUGACUCAAACCCCCAUCUCUCACGUUAGGAGGAGCAGCGACCCGUCUGGCUCUUCGCGAGGUGCGCGUGAUAACAAUAAUGCAAAUACGACGAUAGGAAACCCCCUAGGGCCGCUUGCAGAAGUAAAUGAACUACACGGCUAUUACGGGUCUCCGGAUCUUGCGGUCGGACAAACGGCCGCGAAAUUAUAUCAGAAGAACCCAUCCGCGAGUUCGCUAGGACAUGGUUCUCAAGAAGGCAAGAAGGACGUUCGCGGUAACAAUGCACAGCCUUGACCAAAAUUUCGCAUCCAUUACCUAUUACGCCAUUGAUAUGCGUACCUGUAUAAUUGAUCCUCGGAAGUAACUUCGCCGACUUGGUGUGCUGUAAAACAUGGGGUAGAAGGGGAAGGAUUAUACCGAGGACGCAUGGCCUUUGCUUUCCGGGGUAAGCUGGGGGAGGCUUGGAUGGCGUUAAUUGGGCGCGCUUACUUUGGGGUCUACCUGAUGUCGACCCGAGGGGGCACAGUAUAUGUGUGGUUGUUCCUUCGAGCUCCAUAUCAAGAGUCAGAGCUGAAGAGUUUUUUUUGGCCCGGGAUAGAGGUCGGGAAUUUGCAAUUGCAUGGCGCAUGUCGGUCUCAUGGAUUGGUGAUACCUCGGAACCUUCGCUCAUUACGGGAGGGCUUGUUCAGUCUCGAUUAGGUGCUUCGCACACCAAAAUGCCUACCUACCUAUCUACAUAGUACCUAGUAGCUAGUUAGUAAUGAUGAAUUCUAAUGUAUUCACAAUUCACGGCCGGUGGAUAGGAAACUUGAAUCGGUAAUAGGUACCUGGCAGCAGA
This is a messenger RNA of Annulohypoxylon maeteangense, 2330 nucleotides long. RefSeq lists its product as uncharacterized. The record is from RefSeq and is a predicted model, not a curated record. NCBI's taxonomy places the organism in Eukaryota, Fungi, Ascomycota, Sordariomycetes, Xylariales, Hypoxylaceae. The coding region runs from base 266 to 1786 and encodes 506 amino acids. The transcript has 2 exons.